GCAGAUGAUGUCCAAUUGUUUGUUGUUAUUGUCGCUGUUAUGGAAUUUGCAUUUUCUUUAACCGAUUCGAUAUUUUUGCUUGCGUAAACGAAUUAAUUAAUAAUUGAAUACAUUUGUUUUUCCUCUGUCGACGUAGUUGAACCAGUUGGAAGUUUUUGGGGAAAAAUUGUUGGAACGUAACAAUGGUGCAACUGAUAUCAUUAAAUGAAGAUUGUUUUUACCAUCUAUUCAAAUGGUUACCUUUGGACGAUUUGUGUCGAUUGAGCGAAACCUGUACAAAAUUGAAUCGAUUGACCGGAAAUUAUUACCAAAGAAAAUAUUCAUCGAAAUGGGUGAACGUUUCGAAUGCCACCAAUGAUGGAAUCCUUUUAUCUCCAAACAAGAACUACGUCAGAUGUUUCAGCAAGUUCAUCCAGAAUCUGAGCAUAGAUUUUCUUCGAAGUGAUCAUGAUGUGUUGGCAGCGUUUCUGCAGAAGUACUGCAACAGUCGUCCGAAAAUCGUACAAUUCAAAUGUGCGUACUUGCCGGAAUCAUUUGGAAAUAAAAUCAAAAUCAUCUUGGAAAAUGCUGAGACCAUCGCAUUUAGGAAUUGUCUGUUAGACAGCGGCAGUAUAAUGGAUCGUUGUGACAAUGUAAAACACUUGUUUAUUGUCGAGAAUUUGCUCAACGAUCAGUAUGAACAAGUGGAACAAGUGUUGCGUGCAACAUAUCCCAAGCUUGAGCACUUCCAUUGUCGUUAUGCCGGCUAUCUGGACAUGGAAAACUUGAAAUUAUUCUUCAGGAAUAAUAAAGUGAGAAGCAUAACCUGGUAUUUCUUCCGGAAGCAUUGGAAUGUCAUUCAUGACUGUAUUGAAACCAUUGUAACGUACGCUGUGGAUCUCGAAGAAUUGUUCAUCUCAAUCGAAGGACAGAACUACAAUUUUACCAAAAUUUGCCAGAGAUUAAGUCAGUUGGACGAUUGCAAAAAGUUCAAAAGAUUGGAGCUACAAUUCGUUGGAGAAGAGGUCGAAGGUAAAUUAAUGAGUCAAGGCGGAGCAAUGGCAUCUAUAAAAUCACUGGUUGGAUUGCAUUUCUGUGCAUUUCGCAACUUUCAGAAUAUCGUCCCAUUCAUCAAACAGAAUCCGAACGUACGGACUUUACAAUUGAAAAAGGACUCUGAAGUUGACGACGUCUUUUUCCCAUUGCCGAAUCCAUCACUGUAUGCGCUACCAAACUUAGAGCAAUUGCAUUUGAUUGGAUUGUUGAAAAAUUUCAAUUACAUUCAUUCGUUCGUUUUGAACUCACCCAAGCUGAAGACGGUCGUAACCAAAGACUGUGCUUUCACCGAUUUUCAUUUGAACGAGUUGAAUGGUGGUAGGAAGCAACAACCGUACGCCUGCGACACAACCAUUUACACUGAGCAAUACAACAUUGUCACCGAUUUCAGUCGCGAUCUAGUCAAUAUUAGAAGAGUAAACUUUGAAAUCAAUGCAUUCAAUUUGGAAAAUCCAUUUAUCUGCCAUUCCACUGGAGACAGUAGCGCUGACGAGUAGCCUCUUUGUUUCAAAAUAUUUGAAUCUCAGUGUACCGAUGACGUGGUAUGUAUUAUAAAACCUAAUUAAAAUAUUUCUUCAUCUUGAGA
This is a messenger RNA of Bradysia coprophila, 1621 nucleotides long. RefSeq lists its product as uncharacterized. NCBI's taxonomy places the organism in Eukaryota, Metazoa, Arthropoda, Insecta, Diptera, Sciaridae. The record is from RefSeq and is a predicted model, not a curated record. Gene Ontology annotation, molecular function: protein binding.